ACAAAGAACCUUCCCCUGCCGUUUUCCUCCUCUCUCUCCUCUGUACAUUUCUUUCUUGUUUUUCCCAUUUUCUAACACCGGGCCGGACAAGUCGUCAUUCCAAACCUCAUUGGCACUCUGACCAAACCCGUUUCCUCACCUCUCUCUCUCUAGAAUUCCUCACCUCUCUCUCUCUCUCCCCUUUUAUUAAUUCUCAAACCCCAGUUUUCAAUUCCUUCUCCUCUAAGCUUUUCCUCAACUCCCACUGCAUUUCAUCACAUCAUAUAUAACUUUUUGCUCUCUCUCUAAAAUUGUUUCUGCUCUGAAAGUCGUCGCCCAUGGCCGGCCGUUUCGAUCGCAACCCCUUUGAUGAAGAACAGGAAGUUAACCCCUUUGCUGACCAAGUAGCUAGGGGAAAAGCAUCGGGGCAGUCCAACUAUGGCGGAGGUGCAUUUAAUCCAACCUCGAGGCUUUCCCCACUUCCUCCUGAACCUGCAGGUUUCAACUAUGACCGGGAUGCCCCAAUUGAUAUUCCUCUUGACACAAGUACGGAUUUGAAAAAGAAAGAGAGGGAGCUUCGAGCUAAGGAGAUUGAACUUACCAGGAGGGAACAGGACGUAAAACGGAGAGAAGAUGCUCUAGCACGAGCUGGUGGUAUUGUUCUUGAGGACAAAAAUUGGCCACCUUUUCUCCCAAUCAUCCAUAAUGAUAUCGCAAAUGAUGUACCAGAUCAUCUACAAAGAUUGGCUUAUGUUGCAUUUUCAACGUGGUUGGGAUUGUGUCUAUGUCUUUUGUGGAAUGUCAUAGCUGUUAGCGCGGCAUGGGUUAAGGGUGAAGGUCCAACAAUUUGGUUUCUUGCUGUCAUAUACUUCAUAGCAGGGUGUCCACUGGCAUUUCUGUUAUGGUAUCGUCCACUCUAUCGUGCAUUUAGGACUGAAAGUGCUAUGAAGUUUGGGUGGUUUUUCCUUUUCUACUUGCUUCACCUUGGUUUCUGCAUUUUUGCUGCUGUUGCACCUCCUAUUGUUUUCAAAGGGAAAUCCCUUACUGGGAUCCUUCCUGCAAUCAAUGUCAUCGGCGAUAGUGCUAUAGUUGGGAUAUUGUACUUUGUUGGAUUCGGAUUAUUCUGCCUUGAAGCAGUGAUCAGCGUCUAUGUUAUUCAGCAAGUAUAUAUGUAUUUCCGCGGCACUGGGAAAGAAGCGGAGAUGAAGCGGCAGGCUGCAAGAGGGGCCAUAAGAGCAGCAAUAUCAUAGAGGUCCAACUCAGACCUUGUUUAAUCGCGAUCUUGGACCAGAUGACGUUGGCCACUAAAAGAGCAGAUAGAGAAAUCAGACGCUACUGUAAGGAAUUCGUUACGCUUUUUCCCAUUGUUUGUGUACUUUUGUUUUACAUUGUUUAUUACUUGGGGACAAAUUAUAGAUUUAGAUGAGCAUAUGUUUUUUAUUUAUCUACUUUAAGAGAUUGUGUCCUCUGUAAAUCUGCUCUGUCACGUUGGGUGUGUUUAUUCUUCUUUGGGCUUUUCUUGCCUUCCUGACUUAUGUCUGGUAAAUUUUCUGCAAAUCUGUAAACAAAGAAUGAAUCUUAAUCUGCGUACCAUGUAUUUUUUUUAUGUCAAUCACGUUAACCGUCA
Rhododendron vialii is the source of this 1606-nucleotide messenger RNA. Its product is annotated as secretory carrier-associated membrane protein 3-like. The record is from RefSeq and is a predicted model, not a curated record. Gene Ontology annotation, cellular component: recycling endosome membrane; trans-Golgi network membrane. Bases 318 to 1229 code for a protein of 303 amino acids. Gene Ontology annotation, biological process: protein transport. NCBI's taxonomy places the organism in Eukaryota, Viridiplantae, Streptophyta, Magnoliopsida, Ericales, Ericaceae. The transcript is spliced from 13 exons.